Molecule: messenger RNA, 2373 nt
Organism: Plasmodium relictum
Lineage: Eukaryota; Apicomplexa; Aconoidasida; Haemosporida; Plasmodiidae
Product: conserved Plasmodium protein, unknown function
Exons: 5
Coding region: 1-2373 (790 amino acids)
Source: RefSeq, a predicted model, not a curated record
AUGGAAAAAUCAAAUUAUUCUUAUAAAAAUAAAUCAAAUAAAAAUGAUAUCAACGAUAUAGAUGAUUCUUUAGAUUCAUCAAAUAAAGAAAAUGAUAUGGAUGAUUUAGAAGACUUACCAGAAUAUGAAAGAGAGUUAAUUUUAGCAAAAAGGCAUGAGGAAUAUAUGAAAAAGAAACACAGAAGUAUGUUAUUAAAAAAUGUAAGUAUUGAUACUAAUUUAGAACAACAUUAUAGCGAUGAUAAUAAUACUCAUACUUUAAAUAAAAAAAGUAAUUUAAAUAAUAAAUCAUUACAGUUAAAAUCAAAAAAGCAAAACGCUACAAAUGAAAAAGUUGAAAAUGAUAAAAUAAAUAAGAAGUCAAGCAACUAUAAAAAACAUAAAAAAUUAACAACGAAAAUUGGAAAAAAUACUAAGCAACAAGAUAAAGAAGAAACAAAUUAUGUUAAAAGCAGUGAAUCAAAAAAAAAAAGUGAUUCCUUUAUUCAGAAUGAUAAGAGAAGUUUGAAAUUGUCCGUUGAUAAUAAUAAUAAACAUAAAAAUAUAACUAGUAAAAAAAAUAAUGAUUUAGAAAAUAUUGAUAAAGAUUAUAAUGGUGAUAGUUACGAAAAAUUAUCAGGCACAUAUUCGAGCUCUUAUUAUAAAAAAAAAAAACUCAAAAGAGAAGAAAAAGCUUCAUUAAGCAAUGAAGAAAAUAAAAAUAGGAAAAGUAAUAAAGAUAAUAAUAAUAGAAUAACAACAGAUAAAAAUGAAAUAGCAAUAUCAUCUAAUAAAGUAAGUGGGUCGUUAGAAGAAACAAAAAUGGCUGAAAAAUCUAAAUAUAUGAAAAAUAAUAAAAGUGAGAGGGAAUUAGAAAAGCAGCAUAGUGAACUUUAUACAAAUGACAAAAGUGAUGAUAUAAUAAAAAAGAAAAAAUUGAAUUUAAAAAAAGAUUCAGAAAAAAGUUUUGUUAAUAAUAAUAAUAUAAAAAAUCAUAAAAAUGAAUCUUUUAUUUAUUCUAAUGAUCAACAAAAAAAAAUAUUCGAUGAUUCAAAAGAAAUGGAUGAAUUAAUGAGAAAAGAAAAACACUCAAAAGAACAAGAAACACCAGAACGUUUAAUAUUUUUAUAUAAGGAAGAAAAAAAAAUGAAAAUGGAUAUAUAUAAAUAUAUGACCUAUGAAAUUAUAACUUAUUUUCAGUUAAAAAAAACUUUUCUUCUUGAUAUGAGCGAACAUGUUAACUUUCCUUACUAUGUAGUUGGGCACAUAAUAAAAAUAAUCGAUAACAAUAAAUUAAUAAAAGUGUCUAACUUACUAAAGAAUCAACAUAAAAAUAAUAUUCAAGAAACAAAUAAAAGCAACAAUUUAUUGAAUGAAAAAAAAAAAUUAUUUUUUAUAACAAAUGUCAUUAACAGUGAAAAUUAUUUUUCUUUAGAUAGGCAUACUAAUGUAAAAUUUGAAAUAGUACAUUUAGAAAAUUUGUCAGAUCUGCAUUUUUUUAGUAAAAUAAAAAACAUAAUGAAUCAAAAUAAAAAAAUUUCUAUAAAUGAAUUAUGUUUAGAGAAUUAUGAAACUUACGUAUGUGACAUGAAUAAUAUAUCUGAUCAAAAACUUACAGUAGAUGAAUAUAAUUUUAUAAAAUUAUUUUCUGUCAAUUUAGAAAUUUUGAAAAAUUUUCAUAUAUUUUUAAAAGAAAAAAUAGAAGAUUUAAAAAAUUUUCAUUAUACAGAAAAGCAAAUUCAAGAAUUAGUAGAAAUGAAAAAAAAGAAAAGUUUCAAUGAAAUUUUUAUGAACAAUAAAAAUAUUGAUACUUUACCUAUAUCUCGUAUUACUGUUCAAAGAGAAAUUUGUUCAAUUUUAAGAGAAAUUGAUACUUUAAAUUAUGCAAAAAGACGUAUAAAAGAUGAUACGCAUACUUUAUCGAAAAUAAAUAAUCAAAUUGAAUUAUUAACAAAAAAAAAGGAUAUUUUACGCGAACACCUUGAAAAAACUAGAACUAAUAUUGUAUCUAAAAGUAACGAACAUUUUACACAAGAAAAAGAAAAGAAUUUAACAAGAGGAAAAUCACUAAAAAAUUAUUUGAAAACAUCAAUGAAUGAUGAAAUUUCAAAUAAAUUUCUUGGAGUAGAAGAAAAAAAUAUAUCAGAUUUAUCUAACUAUAUGUAUGAAGAAAAAAGGACUUUUAAUAAUUUUGUAACCAGUAAGUUUUUUGAUCUACCUCUGAGUAUACAUUAUAAAAUUGUUAAUCAUUUUUUAUUGGGAAAUCUACAAAAUAAUGAUAAAGUUUUUUAUAGCGAUACUAAUGAAAAAAAAGUUGAAGAUCACAAUCUUUUUGGAAUUCAUAUCAAUAAGUACGUUACAAUGUUUGACGAUGUAAAAAAAAAUUAUAAAUAA